Molecule: messenger RNA, 2565 nt
Organism: Hemiscyllium ocellatum (epaulette shark)
Lineage: Eukaryota; Metazoa; Chordata; Chondrichthyes; Orectolobiformes; Hemiscylliidae
Gene: txnl4b
Product: thioredoxin-like 4B
Exons: 3
Coding region: 81-530 (149 amino acids)
Biological process (GO): mRNA splicing, via spliceosome
Cellular component (GO): spliceosomal complex; U4/U6 x U5 tri-snRNP complex; U5 snRNP
Source: RefSeq, a predicted model, not a curated record
GAGGCUGGCUUCUCCCGCCCAUGCCGCUAAUGAAUUUACGUUUAACCGUUUAUUUCGAUUCGCUUUUUCUCUGAGAGAAAAUGAGCUUCUUGCUGCCAAAGUUACAAUCUAAGAAAGAUGUUGACCACGUUAUAAAGACCGUGGCUGAAAGGGUACUGGUUCUGCGUUUCGGCCGUGAUCAGGACCCUGUGUGUUUACAACUGGAUGAAAUUCUUUCAAAAACUGCUCAUGACCUGAGUAAAAUGGCAGCUGUUUACCUGGUGGAUGUUGACAGUGUCCCUAUUUACACUCGCUACUUUGACAUCAGUUACAUUCCUUCCACAGUUUUUUUCUUCAAUGGCCAACAUAUGAAAGUGGAUUAUGGGUCUCCAGAUCAUACGAAGUUUAUUGGAUGUUUCAAAACAAAGCAAGACUUCAUAGAUUUAAUUGAAGUAAUAUUCCGUGGAGCAAUGCGAGGAAAGCUAAUAGUACACAGUCCUAUUGAUCCGAGGAAUGUCCCAAAGUAUGACCUUCUUUAUCAUGGCAUCUAAAUGGACUGGCAGUAUGCUGUGGUUUGCAAAUAUUUAAACAGAAUGCAAUAUCAAGUCAUCAACUGUUCUUCAUUUGUUAAAGAAUAUUGAGAUUUGAUGCAAAAUGGAUAGUCCACAACAUUAAUCGGCAAGAAAUUUCUUGUAAAAACUUUGCAAGAAUCACGGUGAACAAACUCAACAUGACAAGUUGUUCUAUUGCUUAAAAUUUCAGUAUCCUGCAGCUGCAAAUCUCAGCUCAUUGGCAGGUCUGCCAUCAUAAACUUGCCUUAAAGAUUAGCUUUGGAAAAUGAGUUCAUUUGACUGAGAACUGGUGUUUUCCCAAUUAGCACUUGAUAGAAAUUCAAUAAACAGGAGUUUUUCCAGGCUUUUUUAAAAAUUAUAUCUAAGAAAUAAACACUAGACAUGGCAAACGCUAUUGGAAAAGGAAGUAAUAGUUAAAACAGGCAAAGGAGAAAUAGGAGUAAUGCUGUUUCUGCAUGAUUACACAUCAUUCUCGUACCAAGGUAAUAGGCUUCUAAUCCAUUUAUACACUCGUGCUCCUUGGAGUUCAUUGGUGAAUUUGUUUUAAUCUCCAAGUUUUACUAUGGUGUAAAAGUGCUUACUUCUGGUACAGGAAUUUGAAUCCAGUUCAUAUACAGUUCUAAUGGAUGGACAUAAAGUUCAUCACAUAAAAUAAGUCACCCUUACUGAUUGUGGUUACUCUCAACCUUAUUUUUCUGUCCUAAAUAAGGUUGCUCCUACAGAUUUGGUUCGCGAUGGAACAGUAACUUUGUGCUGCAUUGAGAACAUAACUACUCAAGUCAAAACCUACUGCUCCCAUAUUAUUUAAUCAGCAAAAGCAUUAUGUUCUACUAAUCUUGUCCCUCACACCUGGUUCUGUAUGACACCUGCAUCUUUUCGAUCAGAGUCAUGAACGAGAAGUUGGUGCUUUCUUCAGACUGUAGAUGGGGCAAGGUGUAAAGCCCCUUAUCACCGAGCCAGCUGAUAUCAGUUAACUCAGCAUACACCUGAAACUUUGUCAGACAUUCAGUAAUGGGAACAAUGUACUUUGCUCACCUUGCAUGUGUUUUAUAAAAGUGUAUUCUGUAUAAUUUUGAUUUGUAUGUUGGCUCUUCUAACCAACUUCACAUUUUGAAGGAUAAAGUAAAAUAUUGCAAAAUUAGAAUAAUUGUAGAUUGAUUCCUGAUUAAAAGGUUUCCAAAAGAGACAGAGAGCCUGGGAUUUAGUAAUACUAACAUCAUCAGGACUUAUAGUAUUAAUGGUAGUGGGUAGGGUUCUAAAACAGACCUAGGAGUUCAGGUACAUAAUUCUUUGAAUUUUGCAUCACAGGUAGACAGGAUGGUUAAGAAGAUGUUUAGUAUGCUUGCCUUCAUUGCUCAGAUGUGAGCAUAGGAGUAGUGUACAGAACAGUGGUGAGGCCACUUCUGGAGUAGUGGAUGCAGUUCUGGUCACCCUGUUAUUGGAAGGAUAUUAUUGAACCGCUGAAGGUUCAGAAAAGAUUUACCAGAUGUUACUGGGAAUAGAAGGUUUGAGUCACAAGAAGAGGCUGGAUCAGCUGGAACUUUUUCGCUGGAACAUAGCAGAUUGAGGAGUGACCUUAUAGAGGUUUAUAAAAUCACAACAGAUAUAGAUACUGUGAAAGGCAGGUGUCUGUUCCCAAGCGCAGGGAAUUUCAAGACAAAGGGUCUUUAAGGUGAGAGGAGAAAGAUUUUUUUAAAAAAAGCAAUGGUUUGUGUGUGGAAUGAACUGCCAGAGGAAGUAGCAAAUGAAGGUACAGUUACAACAUUUAAGACAUUUGGAUAAUUAUAUAAGAAGUGUUUGGACGAAUGUAGGCCAAGCACAGUCGAGUGGGACUAGUUUAGUUUCGGAGAAUGGUCAACAUGGACUGGUUGGACUAGAUAGUCAUAGUCAUUCAGCACAGAAACAGACUAAGAACUCCCACUAAAGGUUGAUAAAGGAUGGAAACAAUUUUUCUCACACUUAGAGGCAUCAUUUCUUAAAACAUUUAGCGCUUAAAUAAAUAUUUAAGAAUUGA